Messenger RNA from Cladocopium goreaui, 1422 nucleotides. The record is from the annotation of a GenBank genome assembly. NCBI's taxonomy places the organism in Eukaryota, Dinophyceae, Suessiales, Symbiodiniaceae.
AUGAGACCUCAUAGAUUACGACAGAGCCCUCUUCUCAUAUCAGACCUGCCACAACUUGCACUGGAAGGGCUCUUGCAAGCUGCUCUCGCCUUGCGUAACGCUGCGCAGACUACAGCAGUCAGAUUCCGGAAGCGGAUAAAUUCUACCAUCAGGCAACUGCAGCUGGAGCUCGAGCAGCGCAACGACCCGGGCGCGCUGCGGGUUACUCAUUCCUGGAUGCCGCUGGAAAAUCUGCUGACCUACGAUUUUGUCCAGAUCACAGAGACUAACUUCGUGGAGUUCGUGGCCAAUGACUCUGCCGUGCAGCCGGUGCAACUGAACCCCUCGCAGUUGAAUGCUUCACCGCGCCUAGAUUUGCCAGCAUCUUUUUACAAAGCGCAUGUCGCAUGGAUCGCCAAAAGAUCCGACCUUGAGACUUUGGGACAUUGGCACGGGCCGAUCGCUAUGGGCCUUGGGCGAUGGGUCGAGAUUGAGAGCUCUUCGACUGACAACUCGAAGUUUUUGCUGAAGCCAGCGCCAGCUGCUGACACCGAGUAUAUCUUGGUCGUCUUGGCUAGCAUUCAACAAUUUCGUUGGACGUGGAGGAUCUUGUCCAGGCUAGAUCCCCUCGGCAGCCCUUUCUGGCAAAGCUUCCUGAGUCAAUCAGCUGAAGAGGACAAGUGGAACCUUCUAGAUCCGAUUGGCGGUGCACUUUGCUCGGUGCUACAAGAGUGCUUCCCGGGACAACUAGCUGCAACGACUUCAUGUCUGGCAGCCAACAUCGAAGCUGGUCCGGGAUGCGGGAAAAGCACUGCGGCCGUCAAGGUGCUACACCUGACAGAGCUGACGCCUGGCCGACACAUCCUCGCAGCGCCUACACAGGUCUUGCGCGACGCACUGGCCAAGCGCCUCGGAUCAGAUUGCCUACGCGUGGGCCAGGACGAACAUCACAGCGAUCUCAUGUACGAGGAAACGGUAAAGCUCUUGGAAGAACAGAAUCCCGCGAUGGUGGCAUUGAUCGAGGAGUACGCAGCCUUACUGGAGACAAGGAUGCCCUGGCAGCAAUGGCCUGACGCUCUGGCGCAGCAUCAUCGGGCCGUAUUCAGACUCUAUUGCAUGACACAGUAUGACUUCUCCGGCAAACGUGUCGUGGCGUGCACGCACGCAUUCGUCUUGAAGCUUCUGGCAGGUGAAAGGACUACAGCAAAGCGGUUGUUUUCCAACACCGACAUCGGGCUUCUCAUCAUCGACGAGGCCAACAGCCUGUUGGCGGAAGAGUUCAUGGCAGCAAGCUCACGGUGUAAGGCCACGAUCGCCAUAUACGAUCCAGGGCAGAACAUGCGACCGGUCGAUUGGCGACCAGAAACGUCAGAGACCGACAAGAUCAACGCGGCAGACAUGCUGGCCGUCAGCCGGGCUGCCAGGCCAGGUCGUCCCAGAUAA